AUGGCCGGACACCACGGGAUUCGCAUCCCCCAUGGUGUCAUAUCAGAACGCGAGGGCGAACACUGGAUGGACAGCCCUCGCAUCCUAGUUUCACAGCUUCCGCGCUACACCAAGCCAUGGGACGAUUGUAUCGAGGCUCAUCAGCUCAGCAAAGACAAUCUUCCGCCUUUCUAUGUCCGCUUGAGAGACGAUCAAGUGGGACAUCUAUAUUGGGGAGCUGGUGGACUUUUGAAACCGCACGAAUUGAACCAAUACUGGCCAUUCGAUUUCAACACAAGUGGUUCAUACUACAAAUCCAGGGAGAGUUGGGGGCCACCCUACGACGAUCCAGAGACGAACUCCAUGUGGCAUCUGAGGGGAAAUUCGCUCGUUCCAGAGUAUCUAGAUCCAGGUUUACCUCUCACCUGUAUCAGCAGUCACAAGGUCAUGUGGAAGGAGCUUGAGAAGUUACGGACACAUACUGAAUCGGUCGAACGUCGCCAUACGGAGACUAUUAAAGGAUUGAAAGACAAAGCCUCGUCCGAAGAAGCGCACUACAAGCUCAAGAUCAGCCGACAUAAAAAGAAAGCCGAUGAGGGGCAGGUACGCAUUCAGGAACUUAAUAUCCAGGUCGAGCAAGUCGAAGCAAAGAACGUAGAGCUCAGAAAUCAAUAUGAAGAAGCUCAACAUCUGGUCUCUGAGGCUCUUGACCGCAUUAAAAAGUUGGAAGGCGAGGUCGCAAAUGAAAAGCAAUUGAGAAAAGAGGAGGUGGACGACAUCCAGAAGAAAUAUGCGAUGGUCAGAGAGCGCCUUCAAGCUACACAAGAGAAAGUCAGUAGUCUCGAAUGUAAGAAGAGAAAGGCUGAAGAGGACGUGGCAGGCGAUCUGAAGGGAAUACCGUCUUUCAGGUCCGUACGCCCUAAAUACCCUGGUUCGCAAGCAAGCAGCUUGUUUCCACGGACGAAAAGGGAGUUGUGA
Bacidia gigantensis is the source of this 957-nucleotide messenger RNA. RefSeq lists its product as uncharacterized. The record is from RefSeq and is a predicted model, not a curated record. Bases 1 to 957 code for a protein of 318 amino acids. The transcript has a single exon. NCBI's taxonomy places the organism in Eukaryota, Fungi, Ascomycota, Lecanoromycetes, Lecanorales, Ramalinaceae.